CCGACCAUAAUCUUGGUCGGACGACUUUCAGGUGGUUCCAAUUUUUUUUCAGGUAGUCUUCAUUUUUUUUCAGGUGGUUCCAAUUUUUUUUCAGGUAGUCUUCAUUUUAUUUUCAGUUAGUCUUCUUUGUUUUUCAGUGGGUUUUUGUGCUUCAGUUAGACUUACUUGGGUUUCAGUUGGUCUUUAUUCUUUUUCAGGUAGUCUACAUUUUUCUUCAGGUAGUCUUCAUUUUGUUUCAGUUAGUCCAUUAUUUCUUUCAGUUGGCCCAUUAUUUCUUUCAGUUGGUCCAACUGAAAGAAAAGAAAGUCCAACUGAAAGAAAACAAAGUCCAACUGAAACAAAACAAAGUCUAACUGAAAAUGGAAAAUAGGAAAAGAAUGAAGAAAAUUAGUGGGCUUCAUCUUCAACAUCACAAUCAGCUUCAUCACAUACACUUCUUCAACAUCACGACAUUUCUGCUAGUCUGAAGUUUGCUGAGAAAUUCUUCAAUCCAUCUGUCACAUCCUCUUGCUUCUUGCUCAUGGAUCUUACAUGAAUGUUUUCAGCAGGAUAAUUAUGGACCGAAGAUGGGGAUCUUAAUCCAUUAUUGGCUGGUCGUGGAUCAGGUUUUUGUUGUGAUAAUAUCUUUAAAAGAUCUAUCUCUAACUCAUCAUCCUGCCUAUGUCUACCCAGCUUAUCAAGAGAUUCCGAUCUUUUCCCGUGAGAUGUAUUGCCGACUUGAAUAACAGGUUGAGAACACGGAGUUUGUAAAGAGAGAAAAGAGAAGGAGGGAGAGAGUAAGAGAAGAGAUUGAUGGCGAAAAUGCCGCUGCAGGCAUGAAGAAAGCCACGUUUUUUUCAUUUGGGUCAGCCCGUCUGACACUAGAUGAGUCGUUUGUUGAAAUUGAGGUCGGACAGUCGAUAAUUGUUGAUGAUCCAGAUGGGGCUUUCACUGUUACUGCAUUUGAUGCCAAUCAUUGCCCUGGGGCUGUGAUGUUUUUGUUUGAAGGUUUAUUUGGCAAUAUUCUUCAUACUGGAGACUGCAGACUCACUCCCGAAUGUCUGCAGAACUUACCAGAGAAGUAUAUUGCGAGAAAAGGGAAGGAGCCCAGUUCUCAACUUGAUUUUGUUUUCCUAGACUGUACAUUUGGCAAAAGUCUUAUGGACAUCCCGAGCAAGCAAUCUGCUCUUCAGCAGGUUAUUAAUUGCAUAUGGAAACAUCCUGAUGUCCCGACUGUAUACCUUACUUGUAAUAUGCUUGGCCAGGAAGAGGUACUUGUUAAAGUUUUUCAAACAUUUGGGUCCAAGAUAUAUGUUGAUAAAGCCAAGCACCCAGACUUUUACCAAGCUUUGGGACUUAUAGCUCCACAAAUCAUUUCCGAGGAUCCUUCUUCUCGUUUCCACUUGUUUGAAGGUUUUCCCAAAUUGUAUGAAAAAGCAAAAAAGAAAAUUGCAGAGGCCCGUGAGAAUAUGCAGCCCGAACCUCUCAUAAUACGACCUUCAGCACAAUGGUAUGCACGUGAAGAAACUGAGCUUACAGUCAUGGAAAGGAAAAUUUUAGAAAGAUCAAACAUUCCAGUGAAGGAUCAAUUUGGUGUCUGGCAUGUUUGCUACUCUAUGCAUUCCUCCAGACAAGAAUUGGAGUGGGCUAUGGAACUUCUAUCUCCUAAAUGGGUUGUUUCAACAACUCCUGAGUGUCGAGCUAUGGAGCUGGAGUAUGUUAAGAAACACUGCUUUAACAAUCGAGCUUCUGAUGAUCGUUUCUGGAAGGUUCUCGAUAUUACUGUUAAAGCUUCUUUAAAAGCAGAUGUAUUGUUAAAAAGUACUGAUGGGUUCUCUUCUGCUGCGGUAACAACUAAUACUGCGGCUUCUGAAGAACUUGAGCUGCAAGUACCAAAGGCAUUGAUUAACCAGGAUCAGCUCUUGAGUUUGCCUCUUCCGAGUAAGAAGCCACCAAUAACCUUAUUUGGACGAGCAAGACUUGGUUAUGAAACUUGCAUCUUGGCUGAAGAAAUUAAAAGUACGCGUGCAGAAGAUUCUUGUAUCGAUGUGGCCACAGAGGAGGUAAAACAGAACGUACUAUCUUCUGAUGAUAUGCAAAAUAUAAUUGACAGGCCCAAUGAGAACAAAGUAGUCGUGGAAGAUGCUGAUCUUGAAUCUGACAUGUUAAGAAGGGAUGCAGUAGUUUGUAAAUCUGUUCCCAAUUCUUAUGUUGGAUCGAAUGGGUUCAGUGACAACUUGCAGAGGCUGUAUAGGUCUAUGCAUGUACCUGUGCCUCGACCUCUUCCUUCCCUGGUCAAACUUAUGAAUUCCAGAAAACGUGCCAAAAGACAGUUCGAGAUUUAGUUAAUAUUCCAUCACAAUUGAAGAAUGAGGACUAAUUCUUCCUAUACCCUGUUCCUGUAAAGAUUUGUCAUUUGCCCAAGAACAGAAAGGGUUUAUAACUUUAGAAUUGGUAAUUAGGGGUAUAGUACAAAUUUUUUAAGAACUUAAUUAUAGCACAGAGUAUUCUUUCAUUUUCUGGAUAAGAACUAGUUUUACCCUGUAUGCGGCACAAGUUUACCAAAAGUGAAAUGAUGUAUCAUAUAGCGCCAUGUGAGUGCUGAGAUGGAGGGUGUCAUGUGGCUGAGUAAUGUGAAAAAUAGGAGUAACAAUUUGAAAUCAUCAAGUAUAGAUGUGUAUUGGAUGUUGUAUUUAUUGUAUUGGAUGUUAUUAUUAUUAUUCCUUUAUGAGAAAAUGAGAGUAUGAGACUAAGAAAGAGAAGGUUGAGUCUCUUUUGAUAUUAGAAAAUACUAAAUUGAUUGAGAUGUAAUCUGUGGACUCAUAUCUCAUCCUCUUAUUCCUCUGCAA
Messenger RNA from Beta vulgaris subsp. vulgaris (sugar beet), 2828 nucleotides. RefSeq lists its product as uncharacterized. Gene Ontology annotation, molecular function: damaged DNA binding; 5'-3' DNA exonuclease activity. The coding region runs from base 816 to 2324 and encodes 502 amino acids. The record is from RefSeq and is a predicted model, not a curated record. Lineage: Eukaryota; Viridiplantae; Streptophyta; Magnoliopsida; Caryophyllales; Amaranthaceae. Gene Ontology annotation, biological process: interstrand cross-link repair; double-strand break repair via nonhomologous end joining; protection from non-homologous end joining at telomere. The transcript is spliced from 4 exons.